AUGGCUCCUCCUAGCGUUUUGAUGGUUGGCACUGGUGAAUACACCACCGGCUUCGUCGGCGGUGGUGCAUCAGGCUCAGACAAGAAGGUCGGCGUGGUAGGGCUCAGUCUAUUUGACCUGCGCCGACGGGGCAAGGUGGGCGACCUGAGCAUGGUGGGCGUGUCAGGCAAGAAGUUCCCUGGCAUCCGCGACCACUUGCACCGUAAUAUCUCUCAAGUCUACAACAACCUCGAUACCUCGUUUACUUCGUUCCCCGCAGACGACCAGACCGACCCCGAUGCAUACAAGACCGCCAUUGAUGCCCUCCCCAAAGGAUCCGCCAUCACCAUUUUCACCCCUGACUCCACCCACUUUCCCAUUGCCCUGUACGCAAUUGAGCGCGGCAUCCACGUGCUCAUCACCAAGCCAGCAACCCAGCGACUAGGAGACCACCUCGCUCUGGUGGAGGCCGCGCGCAAGCACGGCGUCUUCGUCUUUGUUGAGCACCAUAAGCGUUUUGACCCUGCAUACUCUGAUGCGCGGGCUAAGGCAAAGACCCUCGGUGACUUCAACUACUUCUAUAGUUACAUGAGCCAGCCUAAGAGCCAGCUCGAGACCUUCAAGGCGUGGGCUGGUCGUGACUCCGAUAUUUCUUACUACCUCAACUCUCACCACAUCGAUAUCUGCGAGAGCAUGGUCCCAGAUUACAAGCCUGUGCGGGUCACAGCAACUGCAUCUCAGGGUACCGCCGCUGCGCUUGGAUGUGUCCCCGAGACCGAGGACACCAUUACACUCCUGGUCGAGUGGCGCCGUCGUGAUGACCCGGCGAAGAUCGCCACUGGUGUCUAUACUGCUAGCUGGACGGCACCUCUAAGCGCGGGUGUUCACUCCAACCAGUACUUCCACUAUAUGGCUGCCAACGGCGAAAUCCGCGUUAACCAGGCCAAGCGCGGCUAUGAAGUGACCGGCGAUGACCAGGGUCUAAUUCACUACAACCCAUUCUAUAUGCGUUACGCUCCCGAUGAAGAAGGAAACUUCAGCGGACAGACUGGAUACGGUUACAUCAGCUUCGAAAAGUUCAUCGACGCAGUGACAGCCGUGAACGAGGGCCGCGUCACCCUCGACCAGCUGGACGCGCGCCCACUGCCCACUCUGCGCAAUACAAUCGCCACAACGGCAAUCCUCGAUGCAGGACGCAAGUCACUGGAUGAGAGGCGACCUGUGGAGAUCGUCUCCGAGGGCGAGAAGUGGGAGCUAAAGAUGAUGCGCCGAAAAGAACUUUACACGAAUAUAACCCCCAUCCCCACCGUCCCCCGCCAACUAGCCCUCGACAUCCUCCACAGCCACAGCGAAAUAAUCACACUAAACCCCCUCGUCAUCUCACACCAGCCAGUCAAAGCGCCCCGCGAUGCGGUCGCCGACGAAUAUUACUCAACAUGGUACGAGAUCACCGAACGAGUACAAUACGUCCCAGGCCUCGGUAAGAUGGGCUCGGGCAAGAUAAGCUUCAAAGGCUGUUUCCACAAUGUUGAAUGGGGACUAGAAACGCACAUGUACGCGCCGAUGGGAAUAGACCUCAAAAGCAAAUGGCGCAUUACAGACCAGCCUUCAGAAAUAGGUACUCAAACGGGACUAUGUCUGCGUGAGGAUAUUGAGAUCGAAUGCAAUCGCACGCUGGUUUCUUUCGUUAAGACUCAGUUGAAGGCUGCUUCGAAGGUGUUGGUUGAUCGGUUGAUUAAGAAAGCUGAGCUUCUUGAUAAGGGGGUUUUGCAGGGGGUGAUGGAGGAUGGGAAAUUGUUGACGUAUAAUCCGGCUGAUCGGUCGAGUGGAAUUUUUAGGGGGGCGUCAGUUUUGUCAAGGAGGUCGGAUCAAAUGUCGUCGUCGUCUUGGGCGCCGAGGUCGCCGACGGAGUCAGUCCAGGGGACGGGGUAUGCGCCGGUGAAAUCUGAUAGUAAAACAUUUGCUGCGGAGUUGCCGGCGGACUUUUAUCAUCCGCGGCCUGGAGAUGAUACGCCAGAGUUGCCGGAUACUAGUCGAUAUUCGAAAUCAGGGUUGGAUAAGGGGUACGCUGAACUAUCUGCUAUGGAAAGAGACUUCAAAGCAGCGUAG
Messenger RNA from Penicillium griseofulvum, 2088 nucleotides. RefSeq names its product Gfo/Idh/MocA family protein. Bases 1 to 2088 code for a protein of 695 amino acids. Lineage: Eukaryota; Fungi; Ascomycota; Eurotiomycetes; Eurotiales; Aspergillaceae. The transcript has 6 exons. Gene Ontology annotation, molecular function: nucleotide binding. The record is from RefSeq and is a predicted model, not a curated record.